UCUUCAAGGAAUUAUGUAAAAAGAUAUUUUUUCAUAGACCUUGUUUCCUCUAUUCCUUAUACUUGGUUUUAUAAACAACGCAUAUUGCCACCUGGACCUAAUUCAAAUUCCAUAUUUCUUUUACUCGAGAUCUUGCCUAUAUUAAAGAUUAUAAGAUUAGGUACACUGUAUCAUUAUCUUAGACAACUUAAUAUUACUUUUGGAUGUUCUCAUGCCAAAAAAAUAAUUACUUGGCUUAUUAUCCUGACUUUAUUAAUUUUUCAUUGGAGCAGCUGUUUGUCUUAUCUAUUUCCAUAUAUUGUAAUGCAUAUAAUCGGAGAUAGUAUGGAGAACUCCGGAACAUAUUUAAUACACACAGGAUUAUAUAAACAAUCUGAUUGGAUUAUUUAUUUACAAUCUUUGCAUAUUGGUUUAAGUAAUUUAAUUGGAUUUAAUUUUAUUGAAUUCCAAUCAUUUGGAACUUUAGAUAAAAUUACUCACUGUAUAUUACUUACCUUUGGAAAAGGCUACAUGAUUUUGCUUAUCUUGCAAUUAUUUGAAUCGUUGGCUGAAUCAGAGCUAAAAUACCAUGAAAUUAUACACGGUGUAACAAAUUAUGUUAAAGAAAAAAAACUUCCGAAACAUCUUCAAGAUAAACUUCUUGCUUAUUACGAAUACAGAUUUCAAGGGCAUUUUUUUAAAGAGCAAGCUAUAUCAAAUACUCUUUCUAAUCAUCUUAAUCAAGAAAUUAUGAUACAUAGUAGUCAUGGUUUAUUAGAAACUGCAAAAAUACUUCAAAAUUUACCACCAAAUGUGCUUGGAAAUUUAAUUGUGGUUUUAAAACCAGUUAUUUACAUGGAAACCGAUGUAAUUUAUAAAUAUCAUAAAGAAGGUGAUUGUAUGUACUUCAUAGCUAGUGGAACAGUUGCACUAAUUACUUUUUGGGGUAAAGAAAUUUGCCAUCUUGAAAGUGGUGAUCAUUUUGGUGCCGAAGUUUUACUUAAUUCUCAAAAACGAAGAUAUGAAUCAGUUUUAGCUUUAGAAGUGUGUGAACUUCUACGUUUGGAUCGUCAAAAUUUUAAACUUGUUGUUCCUCGCGAAUCUGAAUUAUUCAAUAGAAUUGAAAAAGAUACAAUGAAGAGAAUUAAGUUAAUUGAAGAAUUGGAAAAGCUGCAUCAAAGGUCUGAAAAAGCAAAAAAAUAAA
Messenger RNA from Polistes canadensis, 1183 nucleotides. RefSeq names its product potassium channel GORK-like. NCBI's taxonomy places the organism in Eukaryota, Metazoa, Arthropoda, Insecta, Hymenoptera, Vespidae. The transcript has 7 exons. The annotation marks the transcript as partial. The record is from RefSeq and is a predicted model, not a curated record.